This is a messenger RNA of Candidozyma auris, 1068 nucleotides long. RefSeq names its product dolichyl-diphosphooligosaccharide--protein glycotransferase. Gene Ontology annotation, cellular component: oligosaccharyltransferase complex. The transcript has a single exon. Bases 1 to 1068 code for a protein of 355 amino acids. The record is from RefSeq and is a predicted model, not a curated record. NCBI's taxonomy places the organism in Eukaryota, Fungi, Ascomycota, Pichiomycetes, Serinales, Metschnikowiaceae.
AUGUUCCCACUAAUAUAUUGGCUCGUAUCAUGGGUAGCUUUGGUGGCUGCCGACACAGAGCAGGCUCUUAAAUUGACGGAGCUCUCGUUGUCACUUCCAGAUGGGGUGAUCCCGAUCUCCAAUGGCGAACUCAGCGCCAUUUCAGAGGCCCACAGAGAACACUACACUUUAAUUGCGCUCACAUCAACAGACCCAAAACAUGACUGUGAAUCGUGCAGAGACCUCGAGGCGAUGCUUCUGACCGUAGCCAAAGCGUGGUUUGCAGAUCAUACUUUUUCAAACUACCUCUUCUUCGCUAAGAUUGACAUUGCUGACCGCUCCAAUAAACCUGUGUUCGACUAUCUUCAGUUGAAGUCAGUACCCCAGGUCUGGCUCGUACCUCCAUCAGCCGUUGUCGAGAUUCAUAGCAAGAAAAAGAGGCCUGUCGACGAAGAUGGGCAGCCGAUUUUCGGAAAGUACGAUAUGCUUCUCGAACCGCACGCUGAGUUUGAGAUCCCCAAUGCUGAUCUCAACACUCAGACGUUCCAGCUUGCGGAUUGGCUUGCUCAUGCUAUACAGAAACGCAUAUACCUCAGGCAAGAGAACCCACAUUUGAAGUUUAUCGUUGCGUUUGCAUCGACGUUCGCUAGCAUCCUCUACCUCAAGAAAAGAGGGCCAUCGUUCUUAACAAACACCGUGAGCAAGACUCUCAUUUAUAAAAUCAUCACGCUCACUGUGCUUCUUGUGAUUCUUGGCGGGUACUCCUUCACUACAAUCGAGGGCAUUGCAUUUUUGGCCAGAGACUCCAAGGGCAAGAUAAUGUAUGUAAGCGGGAGUCUCAAUUGGCAAUUUGGGGACGAGAUCGUUCUUGUUGGAGGGCACUACUUCAUGCUAGGUGCAACUCUUGCGCUCAUGGUAUAUUUGGGUCAGUAUAAAGUGGGAUCAGAAAAGGUGAUUGCAAAUGAGCAGGCACGCUUUGUGCUUACCUUCGCCGCCGCAGGUAUGCUCUAUUUGCUCUACAGCUCCCUAACAAGCAUGUUCUUGAGGAAAGAUCCCGACUACCCGUAUCAUUUGCUCAAGCUUUUUUGA